AUGUCCGUCACUACCCAAGCCACCAUCGCCAACUUCGGCGGUAAGCUUCUCAAGCUUGCUCACAAUGCCUCCACCACUGGCUGCGAGAUGAAGUUCAACCUGUUCCUUCCUCCUCAAUCUGCAAACAGCAAGGUCCCGCUGCUGAUAUGGCUCUCUGGGCUCACAUGCACUGGUGACAAUUGUUCCGAAAAGGGAUUCUUCCAACACGGUGCUAGCAAGAAGGGCAUCGCCGUCUUGUACCCUGACACAAGUCCAAGGGGUAUUGGUAUCCAAGGCGAGGACGAUGCCUACGAUUUCGGUACCGGCGCAGGUUUCUACGUCGAUGCUAGCGCCGACCCUUGGUCCAAGAACUACAAGAUGUACUCAUAUAUCACUGAAGAACUCCCCAAAACCGUCUUCGAAGCCUUCAAAGACCAGAUCGAUUCCAGCAGAGUCAGCAUCAGUGGACACAGUAUGGGAGGCCAUGGCGCCCUGUCCCUAUACCUGAAGAACCCGGGAAAAUACAAGAGUGUCAGCGCCUUUGCUCCCAUUGCCAAUCCCCUCAAGUGCCCCUGGGGUGAGAAAGCGUUCAAAGGUUAUUUCGGUGACGACUGGCAAAAACUGGGAGCCCAGCAUGAUUCGACAGAAUUGAUCAAACAGUGGAAAGGCGGGCCCCUUGACAUUUUGAUUGACGUGGGCACUGGUGACAAUUUCUACAAACAAGGACAGCUUCUCCCCGAAAAUUUCACCGCGGCCGCAAAGGAAAUUGGGCAAGAGAACGGAGUCCAUGUCAGGUUCCAGCCAGACUAUGACCACAGCUACUACACAAUGGCGACCUUCGCGGAUGAUCACAUUGACCAUGCCGCGAAGUACUUGUUUGCAUAG
This is a messenger RNA of Cladophialophora immunda, 864 nucleotides long. Its product is annotated as S-formylglutathione hydrolase. Gene Ontology annotation, molecular function: S-formylglutathione hydrolase activity. Gene Ontology annotation, biological process: formaldehyde catabolic process. Gene Ontology annotation, cellular component: cytosol. The coding region runs from base 1 to 864 and encodes 287 amino acids. The record is from RefSeq and is a predicted model, not a curated record. The transcript is spliced from 3 exons. Lineage: Eukaryota; Fungi; Ascomycota; Eurotiomycetes; Chaetothyriales; Herpotrichiellaceae.